This is a messenger RNA of Myripristis murdjan (pinecone soldierfish), 1575 nucleotides long. RefSeq names its product extracellular serine/threonine protein kinase FAM20C-like. NCBI's taxonomy places the organism in Eukaryota, Metazoa, Chordata, Actinopteri, Holocentriformes, Holocentridae. Gene Ontology annotation, cellular component: Golgi apparatus. Gene Ontology annotation, molecular function: phosphotransferase activity, alcohol group as acceptor. The record is from RefSeq and is a predicted model, not a curated record. The transcript has 11 exons. The coding region runs from base 1 to 1575 and encodes 524 amino acids. Gene Ontology annotation, biological process: protein phosphorylation; enamel mineralization.
AUGAGGUGGCGUAUGCGCCGUCACUCCAGGACAAUCUGUCUGUCCUUGGCCUUCAUCAGUAUUUUCCUCCACCUCCUGCUGGCGCUGGUCUCUUUCUCUGCGUACCAGCAGCCGUGUGACGCCCCUCUGCCACCGGGGACACACAUCCUGAGGGCCCUGGCACGCACAAGCUACACCUCUGUGGGUGGCUUGUCGGUGAAAGAGGGUAAAAAUGCUUUGCUCAACAUGGCAGCCAAGGUGGGUCGUCAUGGCGUCAGCAUGGCUGGACCCGUGGAAUCUGGCCGGUCCAAGUUAGAGGCGUUGUUCAGCCAUCCACUGUACAAUAUACCCAGCCCACCCGUCUCCGAGGAGGACUGGCUGCUCAAAGUCAAACCAAAGGUCAAAGUCAGUGAGAGGAGCUCCCAGAUUUGGGUGAGUGACAAUCAGGACGGCUAUGAGGACACCCAGUGGACCGGUGACAAUCAACCCCCCUGGCUGCGUUUCCACCUGAACAUCUCCCGCUGGCAGCUGUACGCCCCACACGACCCCAACAUAGAGCCCCUGCUCCAGCAGCUCGCUACACACCGCGUCGUGAGCGCAGUGCAGAAGUCUGGGGGGACGCAACUGAAGCUGGUGAUGACAUUUCCCAACUAUGGACAGGCCAUGCUCAAACCCAUGAAGCAGGAGAGAGACGAAGAAACCAACUACAACCUCUACUACUUCUCUGACUUCGAAAGGCACAAUGCAGAAAUCGCAGCCUUCCACCUGGACAGGAUCCUGGGUUACAGGCGGAUCCCUCCAGUGGUUGGGCGGCUGGUGGAUGUAGUCAAGGAGAUCAAAGACGUCACCACAGACCGCAAACUGGCCCGAACCUUCUUUACCUCCCCUGUGGGCAAUGUGUGUUUCUAUGGCCUGUGUUCAUACUACUGUUCGACAGAGCAUGCUGUGUGUGGCCGUCCCACGGCUUUAGAGGUUUCCCUGGCUGUCAUGCUGCCGGAUCUUUCCCUGGCGACCCGCAGGACCUGGAGGUCACCCUGGAGACGCUCCUACAGCCGCAGCAAGCUGGCAAAAUGGGAGACAGAUCCAGACUACUGCUCUGCCGUGAAAAAGACCCCGCCGUAUGACAAGGGCACCAGGCUGGUGGACUUCAUAGACAUGGUCAUACUGGACUUCCUGAUGAGUAACAUGGACAGACAUCACUAUGAAACCUUUGAGAAGUUUGGCAACAACACUUUUCUGCUGCACCUUGACAAUGGAAGAGCAUUUGGGCGCCACUCCAAAGAUGAGCCCUCUAUCCUAGUUCCACUAGAGCAGUGUUGCAGAAUUCGUCGUUCCACUUGGCUGCGCCUGCGUCUCCUGUCUCAGGCUCAGUACCAGCUCAGUGAUGUCAUGCGGGAGUCACUAUCCCAUGAUCCAUUGGCCAGCGUGGCACCUCUGCUGUCGGAGCCCCACCUUGCUGCCCUUGACCGGCGUUUGGCGACUGUGCUACAGACCGUCAGCCGCUGCCAAGAGCGACAGACAGGGGUCGGUGGUGAUGAUGAGGUCAUUUAUGAUGACAUUGCUUCCAUUAAGGACAUGGUCACUUCUGGUGGAUAG